GUGCCAGGUGCCGAGCUUCGCGAAGGGUCCAUGGCGCUCAACGCCACCCAGCUGGCGGCCAACCUCACUGCCCAACUUUUGGCCCAGUCUAGCAACACGCUCAGCGACAUUCGGAACGUGGAGUAUGCGAUGGGCACAAUGGCGUUGCUCUUCUUGGCUGCCUACUACCGCGCCUAUUCGCAGCUCUACAAGCACUACAAGGAGAACAUGGCCACCUACAGGCACCCGCAUGACCGCAGGCACCGGUACUACGAGAUGAAACGGGUGUGCUACUAUCUGCUUCCGCGUGGAAGUGGCGCCACUGAAUGGUCAUCGGAGCUGAACCCUGAUGUGAUCGACGACACACUGUGCACGCACGUUUUGGUCGGCGCGCUGGCAGUGUCGGCUCAGGGACGCCUGGUGACGGUGCUGCCAAAGCACGAGGAGCUCAUCAGCAAGAUAGCGCGAACAAAGCUCAAGGUGCUGCUCUCCGUGGGUGCUAACCAUGCCGCAGCGCUGUCACAUGUGGUCGCCUACAGGUGGACGAGGCUUAGGUUCAUUCGGUCUGCCGUGCGCAUGGUUCGGAAGUACAGAUUGAGUGGCAUCGACCUGGACUGGGAGAUCCCGGGGUGGUUGAGCGGACAUGUCGGCGAUCGCUACCUCUUCAGGCUGCUCUUACAGGACUUCCGGUCAUACAUGAAAGAGACAAAGAAGGUAUUUCUGCUGAGCGCCAGCAUUUGCGCUAUUCCUGCGGCCAUGCCGUCUACCUACGACGUGCGAGGGCUCUCUAGGUACCUGGACUUCAUCAACCUGAUGGCGCAUGACCUGGACUUUUCCCGACCUUGGCGGCAAAGCACCAGCCAUCACAGCCCGUUAUUUCCGAAACUGCUCAACAAGCAUGACGAACGAACAGCACACAGUUGUGUGUCAGCCGUUCGCCACUGGGCUCAACUGGGUAUGCCGCAUGAGAAGAUUGUGCUUGGCAUUCCUCUUUACGCGCGUGUCUACCAACUUGAGGACCCCUCUGAGAACGGGUGGGGCAGCAGGGCUCUUGGACAAGCCGUUCUUCCUUUUAACAAGGUCUGCCAAAUAUUGAAGGAAGGGAGCGUCACCGUUAUGGACAAGACGGCCUAUGCGCCGUACGCCUAUCUAGGGGACGUCUGGAUCUCGUACGAGAACGUGGAGAGUGUCGUUCUGAAGUGUCUGUGGGCGGAUUCAGUUGGCCUUGGCGGUGUCAUGACAUACGCUAUUGAUAUGGACGACUGGGAAGGAAAAUGCGACAACAACACGAAGUUCCCAAUUCACAAAGCAAUAUGGAAGACGAUCGGCUGAGGAGCACUUCAGUUAUACUACUUAUUAGUUCUACAUGGUGUGAGAUGGCGAUUGUACUACUAGCCUGCAAA
This is a messenger RNA of Rhipicephalus sanguineus (brown dog tick), 1382 nucleotides long. Its product is annotated as chitinase-like protein 4. Gene Ontology annotation, molecular function: chitinase activity; chitin binding. Gene Ontology annotation, biological process: carbohydrate metabolic process; chitin catabolic process. The transcript is spliced from 10 exons. Lineage: Eukaryota; Metazoa; Arthropoda; Arachnida; Ixodida; Ixodidae. Gene Ontology annotation, cellular component: extracellular region. The record is from RefSeq and is a predicted model, not a curated record. The coding region runs from base 31 to 1311 and encodes 426 amino acids.